Ostrea edulis (European flat oyster) is the source of this 1044-nucleotide messenger RNA. RefSeq lists its product as uncharacterized. The transcript has 4 exons. Bases 240 to 608 code for a protein of 122 amino acids. The record is from RefSeq and is a predicted model, not a curated record. Lineage: Eukaryota; Metazoa; Mollusca; Bivalvia; Ostreida; Ostreidae.
GGAAUGCAGAAACUGCAUUAUGUAUUCAUAGUACGUUAAGCAUUUAAAUACCUGUAUACCAUUUGGACAGAAUUGUUGUGGCUUGGAGGUUUUCUCAGAAAUGUAACAAAGAGAAGCAUGUAUUAACCAUUUCUCAGUAAAACAACUUCAUCGAAUACCCUUUAUUGAAAAAGUCUAGUCGAAAGUAUCCUUAGACACAAAAACCCUUCGAAUGAUUAUUUCAUGAUUGGCAAGGAACAAUGUUUAAGACAAAGGUUUUCCCCCUGAAUGCUUUAUUUCUGUUAUGCUUCAUCGCCAUGUCAGUGAAUGUGGACGGUGAACUCUGUAAUAUUUCUGAGUCGUACAAAUCAAUUUUGCUGAAAUGUAUUCCUGCAGUACUAACCGCUGUUUUGGAUGAUCCUGCAAACUGCAAUUCUACAGACGCUUAUUGGGAAUGUGUGCAACAUAUUGCCGAGAAAUGCGAGCUUCCAGUCCGUGGAAAAAUACUUGACGAAGGAAAGACAUUGCUUAAAGACCUCAUCUGCAGCGGAACAAGAAUUCAUCACUCUGUACUGCUCCAGACGUUUGCAAUCGCUUUCUGUCUUGUCGUCAAGAAACAGCUUGGCUAAUUCACAAUUCAUUGUUCUAUUUUCUCUUUGCUUUGCUUACCCGUUUAACGAUUAUAUAAUUUUAUGUACAUUCCACUGAUAAUCAAGGACAAGCUUUGAUAUGAUGGUAUGAGAUGAUACCACUUUAGACUCCUAUGUGUGGACUCUUACAAUUUUCUAUAAAUGUUCAUAGUUCGUUUGUCGUUUUGUGUUUCUGAAUGAUAUGCAAUUACAAAUGAUAAUCUGGUAACGAUACUUUCAGUUCUUAAGAAAAUUCUAAACGUUUUGAAAGGUGUUAGCAUGUAUUUCUAUGUGUGUGUACAUUUAUUUUGUUAAGUUUCGAAAAUGUUUGUUUGAACUCCAUUUCUUUUUACGCAAAUAGAAUGUAUAGUGUAAAUUGUGUUACUAGAAUACGUGUAACAAUGCUAUAGCAUAAAUAAAAUAUUUAUGUUCAAAG